Molecule: messenger RNA, 1287 nt
Organism: Parasteatoda tepidariorum (common house spider)
Lineage: Eukaryota; Metazoa; Arthropoda; Arachnida; Araneae; Theridiidae
Source: RefSeq, a predicted model, not a curated record
AUGGAGUACAAUAUAAAUUAUGAACUGGAUGGUGGUGACAAACUCAUAAAUUUAUGCUUAUGGGCAAACUUACACAGAGCCUUCAGAAAAAGAGGUUUAGAAAUACUCCAUUUCAAAUUUCACCUUCCUUCUGAAGUUGUAGAAGAGGAUUGUGCUAUUAGAUUAUUGUUUUUGGAUUUUAAUCACAUUUCUCUUGAAAAACAAGCUCUACGUAAAGAACCAAAUAAUGUUACAUCGAAAACUGAAGCAGAUGGGUCUCAGUUCAUCGAUCAAAAAGAAUAUUUUUUAUCAGGAGGAAUUCUUCAUUUUGAUCUGUUGGCCAUUCCAAAGCUUACCGUACGCCAAAAAGGCAUCACUUACAUUUAUAGAGAACAACCUGUUUUAAAAAGAAUUCCUUACAAACAAGCCGUGCAGCUUAGACCGUUUCUCUCACUUGACAAAAAAAGCACAAUUCAAGGAAUUCAAGAGCCAAUUCUUGAAGAAGGAGAAGAAAUCAAAAAAUUUGAAGAAGAUGAGGAAAAAGUUCCAUUUACUUCCCAAGAAGAACUUGAGCAAUUGGAAAAAGAUGAGGUGAAAGUACCAUCCAGCUCUACAGAAGAAACUGAUGCAUUAGAAGGUGUGGAAAAAGUGCAAUCUAAUUCUGGAGAAGCGAUAUUGCCAAAUAAAGCGAUAUUUUGGGAAACUCCAAAGCCAUCUCGUCUUUGUCCUGAAAACAACAGAUUUGCUUCAGAAGGAAUAUAUGAUGUAGAAUAUAAUCCUGAAAAUAAAGAAGUCUCUUUUAAAACGAGCCAGUUUGGUACAUUUGGAUUUUUUCAAAGAAGGCACUUAAAUCUUUCUUACAAGACUUGGUAUUUCAGUGCAGGUGAUAUUCCAGAAUUGUCUUUAAAAGGCCAAUAUUAUUCAAUAAAAAUCCGAAUUUCAUCACAGGGUUGCCAACUUUUAUCUCUGAAUCCGAACAACGAUUAUAUUCCGUCCAAACUAUUCAAUGAAUGGCUGUGCGUGGAAAAAUUCAUUCAGGAGCUUCAGGAGAUAGGGAUUAAUAUUCAUGUAGAUGAUGUGAAUUCCUACUCUCAAUCUUUUCUUAAGAAUCGAGAACUGGAAUCCAACAUUUAUGACUGCAUUGCUUUGCUGUCAAAUAUUUGUGACUUUGGUUCCAUCGAACAGAAUCAAACAGUAUCCGAAGAAGAAUUCAUUUUAAAAUAUCGAUUAUCUAAUUUACCAAAGUUUGCAGGUAAUCUCUUCUUUCUUAUUUCGGAAGAAAGUGAUGAAAAAAUUGUCAGACUGUAA